AUGGUUAACGGCAAAUGUAGAGGUAAAGACGGGGCACCGGAAGACAGAUGGAAGGUGAUUGCAGUGGGUGGCAAGAAGCCUGUCAGUGCAACGGUUGCUGCUGCCGUAGUCGUCAAAGCCAGAGACACUGCUAGGCAAUUUCGUAUCGAUCAGGAGCAGCAAGGACGGCCACAUUGUUACACUUCAUUGGUUAAGGCAAGAUUUGUGUGA
Molecule: messenger RNA, 210 nt
Organism: Enterobius vermicularis (human pinworm)
Lineage: Eukaryota; Metazoa; Nematoda; Chromadorea; Rhabditida; Oxyuridae
Source: the annotation of a GenBank genome assembly